GAGAAGUGGAUGUGGACUGGUCCAUCUGUAGUAAAGACUUAGAGGCACAGAUCUCCAACUAUGCAAGUGUGAAGCAUACUAGUAUGCGGUACUACACAGCUGAUAAAAAUGUUACCUGUAGAAAUUGUGAUAGACCGGGUCAUUUGUCCAAGAACUGUCCUACUGGAAAGAAAGUACCUCCCUGUUGCCUGUGUGCUGGAAGAGGUCAUCUACAAAACAGUUGCCCAGCACGUUUUUGUUUGAACUGUUGUUUGCCUGGCCACUAUUUCAAGGAAUGUCUUGAGAGAGCCUAUUGGAAUAAACAGUGCAAUCGCUGUGAUAUGAAGGGACAUUAUGCUGAUGCUUGCCCAGAAAUAUGGAGGCAGUAUCACCUAACAACAAAGCCAGGACCAAUCAAGACGGCCGCUUCUCAAUCUAAGCGCUCUGCUUUAGUGUACUGCUACAACUGUUCUCAGAAAGGACAUUUUGGAUAUGAGUGCUCAGAAAAGCGGAUGCAUGGCAGCAUGCUCCCUACUUCUCCAUUCAUCUACUAUUACGAUGAUGAAUAUGAAAUCAAGAGAAGAGAGAACAGAUUAAAAAGAAAGGUUACAGAACUACAGGAAGUCAGCUUUCUGCCAGAACAGUCAGAGACACCAUGGCAGGAAGAAAAACAUGGAGGGCACAGCCAUAAGAAAAAGAGCAAGCCUUGGAAAGAACAUGGGAAACAUAACAAAGAUGGCGAGUAUCACAAAAAGAUGAAGAUGUCCUGGGCAGAAAAACACAGAGAAGAGAAACACAGAAGUGAUGUUGAAACCAGCCAUUUGGAGGGGGACUUCCCUAGAGGGUGUAAAAGGCAGGCAUGUAAGGGCAGCAAAAUCUGUCACAAGCCCAUUUUCCAGGCAUUCUCAGGCACCAAGACUGCAUAUGUGCAGCAGCCUCUGGAAGGUGCUAAAAGGAAGAAGAAAUGGAAAAAACAGAAAGAUGCCAGUCCUGAUAUCAAUGAGAAUUUAUUCCUCAUAAAACAGAGGAAGAAGAAGUCCAAACAGAAAUCCUGGUGA
Phaethon lepturus (White-tailed tropicbird) is the source of this 1037-nucleotide messenger RNA. RefSeq names its product zinc finger, CCHC domain containing 7 (gene ZCCHC7). The record is from RefSeq and is a predicted model, not a curated record. NCBI's taxonomy places the organism in Eukaryota, Metazoa, Chordata, Aves, Phaethontiformes, Phaethontidae. Gene Ontology annotation, molecular function: nucleic acid binding; zinc ion binding. The annotation marks the transcript as partial. The transcript has 7 exons.